Eurypyga helias (sunbittern) is the source of this 464-nucleotide messenger RNA. RefSeq lists its product as uncharacterized. The transcript has 3 exons. Gene Ontology annotation, cellular component: lysosomal membrane; late endosome membrane; Mon1-Ccz1 complex. Lineage: Eukaryota; Metazoa; Chordata; Aves; Eurypygiformes; Eurypygidae. Gene Ontology annotation, biological process: regulation of autophagy. The record is from RefSeq and is a predicted model, not a curated record. Bases 52 to 366 code for a protein of 104 amino acids.
UUGCUGUCCCUGGAAAGCAUUUACCCUCCAGCACACCAGCUCUCCCUGGACAUGUUAAAAAGACUUUCCACAGCAAACGAUGAAAUCGUGGAAGUUCUGUUAUCCAAACACCAAGUUCUGGCUGCCUUGAGAUUCAUCAGGGGCAUCGGAGGACACGACAGCAUCUCAGCCCGCAAGUUCCUGGACGCGGCGAAGCAAGCGGAAGACGACAUGCUUUUCUACACCAUAUUCAGAUUCUUUGAACAGAGAAACCAGCGGUUACGGGGAAACCCCAGUUUCACACCAGGUGAGCACUGUGAAGAACACGUCACCUUCUUCAAACAAGUUUUUGGAGAACAAGCUCUCAUGAAGCCCACAACGUUCUGAAAGACUCUUCCACUGAAAUGUAUAAACUUAAUUUAUUGCAUUUAAGUAGAUUUUUGAACUACAAAAUUGCUAUUUUAUAAUAAAGUAUAUACAAGACA